AUGUUCCUAUCUGUCUUGUAUCUUUCCACCUGCAACGUCGACAAUCCGGCUGAGGUUCCACGUCCCUAUUCUCCCACCGAUUCGCGUCGACAAUCCGGCUCCGUCGGCCGCCGUCGUCGUCGUCACCGCUAUCAUCUGUCUCUACCGCGAUCGCCGUUGGUCGAGUUUCGUCGUCGCGUGCGUUCGUUCGUGCUCAUCGCCAUCAUCAUGGUGCUGUCGCGCACGACGUCGGAGGAUCGCAACAAGGAGGACGCGGUCCUGGAGCCCGUCUUCGCCAACCGAUACAUGCAGCAACCCGUCAAACGCCACGUGUUCCCGGCGGACGAGAUGUCGCGCGAGGUGGCGUAUCAGAUCGUGGCGGACAUGCUGGAGAUGGACGGCAAGCCGCGCCUCAACCCCUGCUUACCUCUACCUUCCCUUUUCCCCCCUCCUUCCUCCCUUCCCCUCUUCCCCCACCUCCCUCCCCUUCAACGCUUCCUUUCCCCCACGCCUCCCUCCCGUCCCCCUCCCUUUUUACCCCACUCCCCCCUCGCGCUCUUCCCGCCCUCCCCUCUCCCCGUCCCCCCCAACCCCCCCGUCAGGCACGUGUUCCCGGCGGACGAGAUGCCGCGCGAGGUGGCGUAUCAGAUCGUGGCGGACAUGCUAGAGAUGGACGGCAAGCCGCGCCUCAACCUGGCGUCGUUCGUCACCACGUGGAUGGAGCCCGACGCCGAGCGCCUCAUGACCGCGUCGCUCAACAAGAACGCCAUCGAUCUCGCCGAGUACCCCGCCUGCGCGCACAUCCAGGAGCUGUGUUUGAACAUGCUGGCGCGGCUGUACCACGCGCCGCUAACCGAGGGGCAGACGGCCGUGGGCACGGCCACCAUCGGCAGCAGCGAGGCCAUCAUGCUCGCAGGCCUGGCAAUGAAGCGGAGGUGGGUGAAGUUUCGAAAGGACAAGGGCCUUCCCACAGACAGCCCAAACCUAGUAGUGGGCGCCAACACGCACGUGGUUGUGGAAAAGUUUGCCAACUAUUUCGACGUGGAGCUGCGCAUGGUGCCCGUCACGCCCGAGUGUCCGUGCCUGCGCGUGGGCGAGGCGGUGAAGCUGUGCGACGAGAGGACUAUUGGAGUGGUGCCUAUUCUGGGCAGCACGUACACGGGGCACUUUGAGGACGUGCAGGGACUGGACGAGGCGCUGAGGAAGCUGGACUUGCCGCACGGGUGGGUGGUUGGUGGUGCUGGGUGGUGCUGGGUGGUGCUGGGUGGCGCUGGGUGGCGUUGGGUGGUGCUAAGUGGUGCUGGGGAAUGCUGGGGGAGGAGGAGGCGGGAUGGGUGGAGCACUAUUGGAGUGGUGCCUAUUCUGGGGAGCAAGUACACGGGGCACUUCGAGGACGUGCAGGGACUGGAUGAGGCGCUGAGGGCGCUGGAACUGCCGCACGGGUGGGACACGUUCCCCUCCUCCUCCACUCCUCUACCACUCCCAACCCUUCCAACCCAUUCAUCCCUCCCCCUCCCCCUCCCCCUCUUCGCCUCUCCCCAUCUCCCCCUCUCCCCCUCUCCCCCUCUCCCCCCCUCCCCAUCUCCCCAUCUCCCCCUCUCCCCCUCUCCACCUCUCCCCCUCUCCCCCUCUCCCCCUCUUUCCCUCUUUCCCUCUCCCCCUCUCCCCGUUUCCCCCUCCCCUCCUCCCUCCUUCAGCUGGCAGGUCCCAAUCCACGUGGAUGCAGCGAGCGGCGGCUUCAUCGCGCCGUUCCUGUACCCGUCCCUCGCGUGGGACUUCCGCCUGCCAUCCGUGCUGUCCAUCAGUGUGAGCGGGCACAAGUACGGGCUCACGUACCCGGGCAUCGCAUGGCUGCUGUUCCGCAACGACCGCUGCCUGCCGCAGGAGCUCAUUUAUCAUGUGGACUACCUGGGCGAGGACCAGCCCACGUUCACGCUCAACUUCUCCCGCGGGGGGUGUUCGGGGUGUGGGAGUGAGGAGGAGGCACGGGGUGAUGUAGGCGCGGCGCAGAUCGUGGGGCAGUACUACCAGUCCCUUCGCCUCGGCUUCAAGGGCUACCGGCGGGUGAUGGAGAACUGUGCAGAGGUGGCGGACUCGCUGCGGGAGCAGCUGGAGGCAACGGGCAUGUUCCACAUUCUAUCGGACACCAACAUGGGCAUCCCCCUCGUCGCCUUCCGCUUCAAACCGCACUCCCCGUACGUGCACCUGUCAGAGAGGGAGUUGAGUGACGACCUGAGGAGGCACGGGUGGAUCCUGCCCUCCUACCAGAUGCCGCCCAACAUGCAUGAUGUGACGGUGCUGCGAGUGUGUGUGCGGGAGGACUUCUCUCGCGAGCUAGCAGAUUGGCUGGUGCGAGACAUCAAGGAGACAGUGGUGCGCAUGAAGGCCCAUGAGGACAAGGCACGCGCGAGGGAUAGGGAGAUGGAGAGGGAGGGAGAGAGGGUGGGAGAAAGGGUGGGAGAGAGGGAGGGGAAGGGUGAGGUGAAAGCUGGGGAGGAGAAGGGUGGAGGAGUGGAAGAUGGGGGUAAAGGGGAGCUGCCGCUGCCCAAAUCCAGACCCCUGUGUUAG
This is a messenger RNA of Closterium sp. NIES-65, 2547 nucleotides long. Lineage: Eukaryota; Viridiplantae; Streptophyta; Zygnematophyceae; Desmidiales; Closteriaceae. The record is from the annotation of a GenBank genome assembly.